UCAACAUGGCGGACGUACACAACAUUGGUGGUUGUCUCCUAGGAACCUGACGCUGUCUGCGUCCCUCGUUUUUAUAAGGUUUACAGUUAUCAAAAGCUGAUUUCGACACCGAGACAAUCAUGGACAAUGAAUCUACACCGAGCAGAGACACAGGCAUGGCCCAGUCUCCAGUCUUAAACCAGGAGUACAGUGAUGUCCCUCCUUCUGCUGUGACCAGCUUUCUCACCACUCCUCAUUACAACACCAUACGGUCCAGUACCCAGGUCCAGAGUGCCCCGCCCACCCUUCUCAGCUCGCCAUGGAGCAGGACCAUCAAUCGAACUCCGCAUAUGGAGGGUAAUCCUGAGGAAAAUGGGGUGAUGAGGGUUCAUCAGGCGAAGCAGCUCCGUGGUGUGGAUCUCAAGGCUCGGUUAUAUGACCAUCCACAAAACGCACAGGUUUACCAGACUAUCCAGAACAAGGUUGCAAGGCCACAAAAACUGAACGGAGCACAGCCUCCUCUGGCUCCCCGGCCCCCUGCAGGGAAGGCCCCCGGUCCGUCUGUCCAGCCUGCCUUCCGCACCAUGAUGUACCGACGAGACCACGAGCAGAGGAAGAAACAACAGCAGCUCAAACAGAAAACUGCUGCGGUGGUACAGGAUGGAGGGACACAGCUGGCAACAGAUGGGAGCAAUGGUCAUCCCAGUGACGAAACUCUACAGCAAGAUGAACCACAAGCUACAGAUGCAGUAGAGAACUCUGAAGUCCAAGACAAGGAGGCACAAGCUUCUUUACAAGGGGAUGGCUUUGAAAAAGAAGCUGAUCUGCCAAAUCCUGAACUAGUUGGACAGGAAGGGGAAAACAACAUUGAUGUUGCCAUGGUAACUGAUGAAGAGAAAGCAGCCUCUGAGGCCGGGUCCGUUAGAAGGAAGUCGGCAAAGAGGGAUCCCAAGAAAGUGCUGACAUACAAGCUGACCAAUGUAUACGACACUACAGUGCCAGCUGAUGAUGAUGCAGCCAAUCAGAUUAUCAAGAUGAGGCAGUCUCUGGGCUGGAGGACAGAGUUGCCGCUACAUGGACCUGGUGUUCGUGAGGCUAUGAAGACAAUAGAUGAUGUGGAUCCAAUGCAGCAAAGUGCAGCAUUAGAACAAGAUUCAAUGGAAAUAACUUCAGAGAGGCAGGAGGAUGACGGGAGCUACCUGUAUGCCCUACUCCGAGAGCGUCAUGAUACACGUUCCCGUCACAAUCCUUAUAACCUUCAGGUGGUCUCAGCCAACACAGCACGAGCAAACUCAUCAUUCCACACAGUCUCGGCUUCCUAUGUUACUCUGGUUGAGCAGAGACCCAAGGGUGGUGAGGACUUGACCAUGACCCCUGUUAUGACCUGGAUGUAUGAGAGAAGACUCUUCAACAUGAUCUACAAACUGCCUGUCUUUGAGAAAUUCAGAAUAUGGAAAGCUUUCACUGUGUGGAAGGGAUGUAUACGUGGCAACAAGAACACAGGCAACAGGACUGUUCUGCAGAACACAUUGUUCUGCGCCAACGACCUGCUGCAGCGCUGCCUUCUGCACAUCAGGGACCUGUGUGAGGCAGCAUCCAGCAGUCGCACAGGGUUAGGAGAGAGUGGGAGUGCCAUACUCCUGGUCCACCUGGACAGAACACAGACCCUGACCCUGCAGGACUUCUGUAAGGUCCAGCAGGACCAGUGUAACCUGUCCCUACAGCAGCUCAACACUCUCAGGAGAAAGGUGGUCCAGCUGGUCUGGGAUGCCUGCGCAAAAGUGGCAGAAAAUGAAGGUAUCACAUACACCAAGGACAUGAAGGCAAACAAACCUGUGAUGGAAAAGUCAAAAGCUUCGGGGAAGAAAAAAGAUGGCCCAACGUACACCCAGAUAGCUGAGUGGCGACAGAUCCUCCUGCGUCUGUCAUGCUUCAUCAAACUUGCAGAUAACCUGAUUGUGGAGCUGCUGCGGCGCCUGGUGAUCACAGCUACACGGCACCUGGUGGCUCAUGUGUCUGCAUCUGCCACUGUUCCUGUGGAGUAUGAGUCAGAGUCGGACUCAGAACAGUCUGAGAGUGAGGAUGAAGACAGACCGGUUCGAAAGAGAAUGACCCUUACUGAAUACCGCAGGGGGAGAAGGUGGAGUGAUGCCUCUGACACAAACAAUCCUCAUUCAAAGAAGCAGGCCUCUGCAAAAAAGGCAUUUGUGAUCCCAAAGUUUGACUUUGACAAAGAAGUAGAGGUCAAGGAGGAAGAGCCAGUUGACAUUGAUCAGGUUUUGAAAGAAGUUAAAGAGCAGGGAGAAGUAGAGAUCACUCCAGAAGCCAUGUUCAAGGUCAGCCUGGUGCUGAAUGUUCCCACCCUGCCAUCCCGCAGUACUGUGAAAACAGUGGACAGCCGUCCUGUUACGCAAGAGGUCCGCUCAAACGUCCCAUCUUCACUGGCUAGACUAGAAGGUCUGGUGGCCACACCCAGCACAAGGGAGAGGAAAACGGUCACCUUCAUAGAGGGGGGCAUGUCAGAACUACAGGAGGAGGAGGAGACAGAGGAAGAUGACUCUGAUGUGUCUGAAUCAGAGGAUGAGGCACCUGUAUCCAAGCCAGUGGAUGAUAAGGCAAACAGGUUCCAAGCAAGCAUGGACAAGAUUAGCUCCUACACUGGAUCUGCAGGUGGGGUGAACAUCACACUGUCUCCAUCACAGGAGGAGUUCAGAGACAGCCUCCGGGGAGUCAUCUCCACAUUUGAAAACACUGUCGGACAAGUAAAGGCCUUACUCCGAGAUCCGCGUCUGUCUGUCUUCUACUCCCCGCCGACCUAUGACCUGAAGUUGUCCGUAGACGAGGAGAAGGAGGAGGAGGAGCGGGAGCUUCAGCGACCUUGGCCUGACAUUGAACUCCUGUUUGGUGAGGACCCCGACUACCAGGACAUGAUCACCACCAACAUGGACCACCUGGAAAACGCACUUGGAGAAGUCUUAAGUUAUGCAGAGGAUUAUACCAAGUUCACCGUUAUGGUGGACAAAGCCCGGCGAGUGGACGUGGACGCCUCCAUGACCCAACGGGAGUGGACCACAGAGGAGUUCCACCAUGUUCUGUCCCAGCAUACCGAGCAGGUGCGGUCCAUGAUGAAGAUGAGGACUCAUCAGAGGAUUGGUAUGAUGGAGGUUUUCAGCAAUGGCUUCCAGGGGUCCUGUCUGCCCUUCCCAAAAGAGGUGCUAGCUGCCAUCAACAGGAAACUGCCAGUCAUUGCCAACAAGAAAAAUGAGGAGCUGAUGAGGAUUAUUAAGGGAGCCUCCAAGAAACUUGACAACAUGCCAGAGUCUGUGGAGGAGUUUGUGGAACACCUGACCUUCCUGGGCCGCAUGGUCUCUGAGCUGCCCAUCCUGGAGAGAGAGUUCACUGUCGUCACCAGGCUCUUCGUCAUUGCUAAGAACUUUGAGGUGCCGGUACCUCCUGAGGAGUUGGCCCUGUAUCAGACUCUUGCUCCUAGCUUCCAACAUCUUAAGUCCACCAUCCUGUACUGUGAAGCCAAGAAAGAUGACAACAUCCGGAAGUUUAGCACCGACCUGGACAAGCACAUCAACAACCUCCGAUUUGAGCUGGUAGAGAUCAAGAGCAAGGUGAGAGAUCCCAACCUCCUGAACCCCGACACCCUGACUGUGGUUGCCACGGAGACCCUGAAGACCCUGAUGGAGGAGGUGGAGUAUCUGUCCAGCAAGGCUCGCAGCUAUGCCAACUAUCAGGACCGCUUCGGCAGCUCCAUAUCUGCACCCUCCAAGAUGAGAUCCUUUGCUGAAGAGGCGAUGAUGCUGGCGUCCAGUGACAGUGGUGCCAGUGCCCAGAUUGUGCAGGCCGACCUGUCGGAGGUGGAGCGGGAUGUGACCUUGAGGCAGCUGCUGUGGGAGUCCCUGGAUGAGUGGGCUAAGCUGGAGGAGGGCUGGAGGGCCACGGCGUUCGAGCAGCUCAAUGUGGACGCCGUGCAGAAGAAUGUCAACAGGUUCAGCCAGACGGUCUUCAUGUUGGAGAAAGGUCUCCCCCAUAACGAGAUUGUGCCAAAGCUGAAACAGUCGGUGCUGGACUUUAAGCAGGGCAUGCCUGUGAUCACCAGCCUGAGGAACCCUUACCUGCGCUCACGUCACUGGGAGGCCAUACAGGAGCUGAUAGGGAGGAGCAUCGUCAGGGACAAGAAGUUCACCCUGGGCAACCUGCUGGAGCUGAAGAUCUUCCAGCACAAGGAGAGAAUUGGUGACAUCUCCACACAGGCCAGUAACGAGGCCACUCUGGAGGCCAUGCUGCAGAAGGUCAUUGAACUCUGGCACCACACUGACUUCCGCCUGGUGCCACACAACGUCAGGCCCGACAUCAUGAUCAUCGCCGGCAUUGAUGACAUCAUGGCCCAGCUGGAGGAGAGCCAGGUUACCAUAGGAACCAUCCGUGGGUCGCGGUACGUCACCGCCAUCAAGACCCAGGUGGAGGACUGGGACCGCAGGCUGGGCCUGUUUGCUCGCACGCUGGACGAGUGGAUGACAUGUCAACGGCAGUGGCUGUACCUGGAGCAGAUCUUCACCACUCCAGACAUCCAGAGACAGCUGCCCACAGAGGCUAAACUAUUCUCACAGGUGGACAAGUCCUGGAAAGACUUGAUGCGUCGUACAGAAGACCGUCCCAACGCCCUGCGGUCUGCCACUGCACCAGGUGUGCUGGAGAUCCUGCAGUCCAGUAACUCCCACUUGGAGAAGAUCCAGAAGUGUCUGGAGGACUACCUGGAGACCAAGCGUCUGGUCUUCCCCAGGUUCUACUUCUUAAGUAACGAUGAGCUGCUGGACAUCCUCGCACAGAGCAAAAAUCCUGAUGCCGUUCAGCCCCACCUCAGGAAGUGCUUUGGGAACAUUGUUGCCCUGGACAUCCGUAAGCUGACCCACCAGCCUGCCUACAUCAACAGCAUGACAUCGGCAGAGGGGGAGACCAUCCCCAUGCCCAAGAACGUCAGAGCAAGGGGCCCUGUGGAGCAGUGGCUGGGCAGUGUGGAGACCAGCAUGUACGACACUGUCAAGAAGCACCUGAAGUCAGGGAUGGUGGACUGGAACCCUGGUGGCCUGACCACCUGGGUGCUGCACCAUCCCGGGCAGGUGGUACUUACAGUGGCACAGAUCAUGUUCAACAGGGAUGUGGUGAAGGCCUUCCGGGCCGUGUCUGUACCAAAUGCCGUCACCCAGGUCAGGGACAACAUGGUGGACACCCUGACCAGGCUGGCCAGGCUUGUCUCCACACCCAUGCACUUCUACCAGCGCAUGACACUGGAGGCCCUGCUCAUUAUCGAUGUGCACAACAGGGACAUCCUGAAGGAGAUGAUUGACAACAAGGUCUACAAGUCAGAUGACUUCGGCUGGACCAAGCAGUUGAGAUAUGAGUGGAACGAGCACACAAACUCCUGCAAUGUCCUGCAGUGUAACGCUACCUUCCAGUAUGGGUAUGAGUACCUGGGCUGCUCUCCCAGACUUGUCAUCACCCCACUAACAGACAGGUGCUACCUGACUUUAACAAGUGCUCAGAACCUGCACCUGGGUGGAUCCCCCGCAGGGCCAGCCGGCACAGGCAAGACAGAAACUGUCAAGGACCUGGCCAGGGUCAUGGGCAAGCAGUGUGUGGUUUUCAACUGCUCCGAGGCCAUUGACUACAAGAUGAUGGGCAGACUCUUCUCAGGCAUGGCUCAGUCAGGGUCCUGGUGCUGUUUUGAUGAGUUCAACAGGAUUGAUGUGGAGGUUCUGUCAGUCAUUGCCCAGCAAAUCCACACCAUCAAAACUGCUAAGGAUGGAGGAGCACUCAGGUUUCUGUUUGAGGGGAGAGACAUUCGGCUGAACAUGAGCUGUGGGUUCUUCAUCACUAUGAACCCUGGGUACAAGGGUCGUGUGGAGCUGCCAGACAACCUCAAGUCUCUGUUCCGCCAGGUGGCCAUGAUGGUUCCAGACUAUGCACUUAUUGCUGAAAUCAUGCUCUUCUCAGAAGGCUUCACAGCUGCCAAGUCCCUGUCCACCAAGAUUGUGAACCUGUACCAGCUGGCCAGUAAGCAGCUGUCCCAGCAGGACCACUACGACUUCGGCAUGCGUGCCAUCAAGUCUGUGCUAGUCAUGGCAGGGCAGAGGAAGAGCAGCAUGCAGGAGGCACAUCCAAAUCAGGUACUAAAUGAGCAGAAGGAAGCCCACAUCUUGAUCCAGGCCUUGCGAGACGCCAACCUGCCCAAGUUCCUGGCUGAAGACGUGCCGCUGUUUGAGUCCAUCCUGGCUGAUCUGUUCCCUGGGAUUGUUUUUCCUGAGCCAGAGAGUGGAGUCCUUGAGAAAGCCAUCAAUGUGUCUAUCCGUGACCUGGGACUGCAGCCGUGGCCGCUGCAGCUGGAGAAGGUGGUGCAGCUGUACCGGCAGAUCAUGGUGCGCCACGGCGUCAUGCUGGUGGGACCGACCGGAGGGGGGAAGACCACCUGUCGCAACAUCCUGCAGCGGGCCCUGGUGCUGAUGCCGUCCAUGCAGGAGGAGGGGACAGUCGGCAUGCACCUCAUGGGGACUGGCGGGAAGAAGGGGAAGGUAGAGACCUUCACCCUGAACCCAAAGUGUGUGAAGCUGGGGGAGUUGUACGGUGCCACAGACCCUAACACCCUGGAGUGGACGGAUGGGCUGAUGGCCUCGGCUGUGCGCAGGUUUGCUCGUGAGCUCACUGCCGGACCAGAGACACAGACAGAUGAGUGGGACCAGCGGCCUCCAACAACAACAAGCAUGGGAUCAGGAUACACAAGAACAGGCACUGCGACCCCUGCUACACCCGAGGCAGACAUGGAGCCAGAUGUUGAGGAAGUAAAGGCACCAGAAGGGGAGAUGUCUACUCACAAGGAGGAGGUCCCCACAGACUGGAGGUGGCUGGUGCUGGAUGGGCCUGUGGAUACACUGUGGGUGGAGAACCUCAACACAGUGUUGGAUGACACCAAGACCCUGUGCCUGGCUAACGGUGAGCGGAUCUCCCUGCCUUCCGGCAUUCGUCUGACCUUUGAGGUGGACAACCUGUCCCAGGCUAGUCCUGCCACCAUCAGCAGAUGUGCCAUGGUCUACAUGGAUCCAGUAGACCUCGGCUGGAGACCUUUUGUGAAGACAUGGCUGACCAGGCUGCCCAGAGAUAUCCCCGAGACUGGCAGGACCCAUCUGGAGAAGUUGUUUGAGCUGAGUAUUGAUGAUGGUCUGGCCUUCACGACCAGGAGAAAGAAACACCAGCACCUGCCGGCCACCGACCUGGGCAUGGUGUCCUCACUCUGCAAGAUCCUGUCUGCACUGCUGGACUUCAUGGGCAAAAAUGGGGGGUUUGGAGCUCAAGAUGACACUGACACUGAAGAGCGGCCUGACAGUGCGAGCAGUCGUCACUCCAGCGCCUCCCGCAGCUCAGCCACAUCCAGGGACAGCAGAAGGCACAAGAAGAAACGUCGAGAGGAGAGAAGGGCACAGCUAUACCAGGAUGCUUUGGGAAAGAAAGGCAGGAAGGAUGAUAAGAAGUGGUACAUGGAGAAACACCCCCGUGACCUGGCUGCCCUGCUGGGGAAGAUGUUUGUGUUUGCCUUCACCUGGUCCAUCGGAGGGAACCUGGUGCGUGAGGACGACCAUGACGAGGAUGCCUUCACUGUCAGCACCAAGGAGAAGGAAGACUCUGCUGCUGCUGUGUCUUAUGACUUCGACAACUUCAUACACGACAAGUUUGAGAUUGAACCCCCACUGGGUGUGAGAUUACCCACUGGAAACAAGUCCAUCUUCAGCUACUUUGUGGACAUGCAGACUGGCAACUUUGUCCUGUGGGACAGCCUGGUGCCAACCACACAGUCUCUCAUAGAGAGGGGCCUCACACAUGUUACCUUAGGGGAGGCCAUGGGCAUGUCAGCUGAGCAGAGCCGCAGUAUGGGCCUGGACAGUCAGCUCAUCCCUACUGUGGACACUGUGCGCUACUCCUUCCUCAUGGCUCUGCUACUGCUGCACAAGAACCCAAUACUGCUCACAGGUGACUCUGGUGUUGGGAAGUCUGCCAUUGUGCAGGACAUGUUGUCCAGGCUUACCAAAGAUGGAGGCACAGCCACCAAAGGUAGCACGAUCCUGGGCAGUAUCUUCCACUAUGCUGAGAGGUCUUCAAACAUCUUGGAGAACAUCAGCAGCCUGACCAGUGGCUUCCUCGGAGAGAAGCAAGGGGGAGACUCUGGGUCUAUGUCUGACAUGGUCCCCAGCACUGCCGGCAGUACUGUGGAGGUGUUGAGCAUCGGCAGCCAAGGAGUGCUGAGGCCCAAGGUCGGGGUGGGGGUGAUUGCCUCCACCUUCCAGUUCAGUGCACAGACCUCAGCAGCCAGGACCCAGCACCAGAUCACCAACAAACUCAUCAAGAAGGGGAAGGACGCCAUGGGAGGGCCACGGGGCAAGAAGGUUCUUGUGUUUAUAGAUGACUUGAACAUGCCUGCCCCUGAGCAGUAUGGGGCUCAGCCUCCACUAGAGCUGCUCAGACAGUACUUGGAGCUGGGAGGAUUUUAUGACACCAAAAAACUGACAUGGAAGAAUGUGCUGGAUGUGACCCUGGUGGGGGCCUGUGCUCCACCUGGAGGAGGCAGGAAUCAAGUCAGUGCCAGGCUACUCAAGCACUUCAGCAUGCUGUGUCUGCCCCAGCCGUCCUCCAAGAGCCUGCAGCACAUCUACCAGGUGCAGCUGGGCAGGUUCUUUGAGAACGGAGACUUCAUGCCAGAGGUGAAGGAAUGUCAGAAGAACCUGGUGUCAGCUGGGAUUGCUGUGUACUACAAGAUGUGUGGCAACAUGCUGCCUACACCGGCCAAGUCUCACUACACCUUCAACCUCAGGGACCUGUCAGAGGUGAUCCGGGGGUUACUGCAGGCAGAUGAGACCGUGAUUGUGUCCCGUGAGACGGCUGCCCAGCUGUUCGCUCACGAGGCUACACGAGUGUUCCACGACAGGCUGGUGGACGAUGUAGACAGGAUGCAGUUUCACGCAUUCUUGUCUGACGACCUGCACAAUUACUUCAAGGUGUCCUGGACAGCGGACAAGUUGUGCCGGGAACCUGUGAUGUUUGGAGACUUCCUGGACAUGCAUGCUCCCAGUAGUGUGGGGCGUGUCUACAGGUAUGUGUCCAACAAGAAGAAGCUGGCAGGAAUCCUGGAGGAGUACCACAACAGGCUCACCAUGGGCUCACAGGAGAAACCUCUAGUGUUCUUCACAGAGGCAGUGGAGCACAUCACCAGGGCAGCUCGAGUCUUUCGGCAGCCAGGGGGUCACAUGAUGAUGGUUGGUUUGGAUGGUACAGGGAAGGCCAGUUCUACAGAGUUAGCCUGCCACAUCUCCCAGUGUGAGCUGUACAAACUGAACAUCACCAGGAACUACCUCCAUGCUGACUUCAGAGAUGACCUGAAGAAGGUGUUCCACAUGGCAGGGGUGCAGGGCAACAAGACGGUCCUGCUGCUGAACGAUGCAGACAUCAUCAUGGAGUCAUUCCUUGAGGAUGUGAACAGCAUCCUGAACAGUGGGGAGGUGCCGGACCUGUUUGACAAUGAUGAGUUGGACGCCAUCGCCAUGGAGCUGAAGUCAGCUGCGCUGGAGGCAGGCAUCCCCGACACCAGGCAGGCUGUGUACCAGCUCUUCAUACAGAGAGUCCAAACCAGGCUGCACAUUGUCCUGGCCAUGAGUCCAGCCGGGCACACUUUCCGGCAGCGCUGCCGUGCCCACCCCGCCCUCAUCAACUGCUGCACCAUCGACUGGUACAACGAGUGGCCUGAGGAGGCCCUGCUGAGUGUGGCACAUGCCUACUUCAGCAGGAUAGACUUUGGCACAGAGGAGGGGCAGGACACAAAGGACCUGCGUGAGUCAGUUGCAGGGGUCUGUGUGGACAUCCACAGUAGUGUCACCACAGCAGCCAAGCAGUACUACCAGGAGUUGCGCCGGUUCUACUACACCACACCCACCAGCUACCUGGAGCUCAUUCAGCUCUACUCACGCAUGCUGGAGUCCAGCAGGCAGCUCUACAUGAACAGCAGGGAUCGCCUGCUGGUCGGCCUGUCAAAGCUGUCAGAGGCCAACUCACUAGUGGGCACCAUGCAGGAAGAACUAGUGGCACUGGGACCCAAGAUAGAGGAGAAGGCCAGGGACACUGAGCUGCUGAUGCAGCAGCUGGCUAAGGACCAGGAGGCUGUGGAUGAGGUGAGACUGAUAGUGGAGGAGGAGGAGCAGACCAUGGCCAAGGAGGCCAAGAUUAUUGAGGACUAUGCAGAGGAGGCCACCAGGGACCUGCAGUCUGUCCUCCCAGCACUGCAGACAGCCAUCACUGCACUAGAUGCACUGGACAAGUCUGACAUCUCUGAAAUAAGAGUGUACACCAACCCCCCUGUACUGGUGAUGACAGUGAUGAGUGCUGUCUGCACCCUGCUGCAACAGAAGCCAGACUGGGCCACAGCAAAACAACAGCUCUCAGAUCCCUCCUUCCUCAAGAGACUGGUCACACUAGACAAGAACAGUAUUCCCAACAAGGUAUGGAAGAAGCUGAAGCAGUUCUCUAAGCACCCAGACUUCACCCCAGAGAGAGUAGGUGGGGUGUCGCUGGCCUGUAAGUCCAUGUGUCAGUGGGUGUUGGCACUGGAGCACUACAUGGAGGUCUACAGGAUGGUGGAGCCCAAGCAGCAGAAAGUAAGAGAAGCCAAGGAAGCACUGGAGAUUGCAAAGGGCAACUUGAAGGCAAAGCAAGAAAGUCUUGCAAAGAUCCAGGAGCACCUGCGCAUCCUGCAGCAGCAGUACCAGGACAGUGUGAACCAGCGGGAGUCCCUGCGGGAGAGGAAGGUUCUCACCACCAAGCGGCUGGAGCGGGCGUCCAUCCUCACCACUGCACUGGCAGACGAGAGGGUUCGCUGGAAAGACAGUGCUCACGACCAGGAUGUUAAACUCCAUGGAGUGGUGGGAGACACGCUCCUGUCUGCUGCUAACGUCGGGUACCUUGGGGUUUUCAACGCCCCCUACAGGAGACUACUGGUAUCACAGUGGCUUAAUAAAUGCCAGGCAGCGGCCAUCCCUGUGUCCAAGGACUAUACUCUGGUUAAUGCACUGUCAGACAAGAACAAGGUCAGACAGUGGCAUAAUGAAGGUCUGCCACAGGACAAGCACUCUGUGGAAAAUGCUGUUGUCAUCAAAAGUGGACACAGAUGGCCUCUCAUCAUUGAUCCUCAAGGGCAGGGCAAAAAGUGGAUCUGUGGGAUGGAGGGAGAGAGGCUGAAAACCCUGCAGGCUGCCGACCCAAAUUACUUGAAGAUUUUAGAGAACGCAAUCCGAGUGGGAGAACCUGUUCUGCUGGAGGAGGUGGGAGAGAGCCUGGACCCUGGCCUGCACCCCAUCCUGGUCAGGAAGAUCAUCCACCGUGGUGGGCAGGACCUCAUCAGGCUGGGCGACACAGAGAUCGAAUUCAAUCAAAACUUCAGGCUGUAUAUGACGACCAGCAUGCCCAACCCCCACUUUCUGCCAGCUGUCUGCAUCAAAGUCAACAUCAUCAACUUCACUGUAACAUUUGAGGGGCUCCAGGAGCAGCUUCUGUCUACUGUCGUCCAGCAGGAACGCCCUGACCUUGAGCAGCAGCAUGCCCAGCUGCUGGAGAGUAUUGCAGCUGACCUGCAGCUGCUGCGAGACCUGGAGGACAAGUCACUCAGUCUGCUGCAGAAAUCAGAAGGUCACAUCCUGGAUGACCAGGACCUGAUUGAGACCCUCCAGAGAAGUAAGAAGAUGUCAGCUGAGAUCACACAGAGGGUUGGGCAGUCUGAGGAGACAGAGAAGAACAUCAACCAGGCCAGGCAGAAAUACCUGCCGGUUGCCACCCGAGGUGCGGUGCUGUACUUUGUGCUGGCAGACCUGGCCAUGGUGGACGUUAUGUACCAGUUCUCCCUGCCCUGGUUCCAGCGCAUGUUCCGCCAGUGUGUGGACUACCUCAACAUCAAACAGUCCCUCUCCAUGGGCACCCCCACACGGCCCCUGAGUGGCACGCUCCGUCCACAGAGUGCCCGCAGCAGUCCUGACAUCUCCCAUCCAGCACCUGCUGCGGUGAAAAAGAAGCCAGACCUAGUCGGCCAGGACUUAACAGCCCAUCUGAUGAAGAUGAUUGACACAUUAACAGAGUCUGUGUACAAGGUCGUGUCUCAGGCUCUGUUUGCACAUCACCAGCUCAUGUUCUCCUUCCUCCUGUGCACCAGCAUCAUGAGGAAUAAUGCAGUACAGAGCACAUUGUCUGAUGAGGUGCUGAACAGCCUGGGGGGUCUGGUGGAGAAACAGUGGCUGAUCUUCCUCCACACUCCCAUAUUUGCCAACAUGAUGGAUGCUGAGACAGAGCAGCAGACUGAUGGACUGACCCCCAUGCAGAGGCUGGAGAUGCAGGCAGGGAUCGGGAGUGACCCCUCCAGCCCCAGUCUCACCCCCAGCAGCAGCAGGCGCAGCAGUGUCAGCGGCAGCACUCCCUUCAUAGGGAAGAGCACCAUGCCCAAGUGGCUGACAGCUGAGAAGUGGCGGCAGUGUCAGUACAUCUGCUCCACCAUGGAGGACUUUAGUCAGCUGUGCCACAGCCUAGUGUCCAACCCUGAACAGUGGCAGCUGCUGCUCCGCAUGGACGACCCCUACCACGCCAUGGCCACACGAUACAUUCCUCUGGAGGAGAUCAAAGGGGUCGGUUCCAGGCCAAGUUCUGGCAAGUCCACCAGCUCCAGACCAGGUUCAGGCACACAGGAGAGAUCACAGAAGACUUCAGCUAAGAAGGUCCUGUUUAAGUGGCAGGAGCUGUCUGCCUUCCAGAGACUCAUUCUGAUCAAGAUCCUGCAGCCAGAGAUGCUGAAGGCCUCCAUCCGCUCCUUUGUGGAGGAGAAGAUGGGGAUCAAGUUCCUGUCUACAGGAGACUUUGAUCUGAAGGAGGUGUUUGAGGAGUCGGAUGCCCAAACUCCUCUCAUCUUCAUCCUGUCUCAUGGUUCGGACCCUGCUGCCCAGCUGAUGAGGUUUGCUAAGGAGGUACGUGGCAGUACUCUCCACAUUGACAUGAUCUCCCUGGGGCGUGGCCAGGGGCCUAAGGCAGAGGAGCUGAUCCAGAAGGCUCACAUCUUGAAGGGUCGGUGGGUGUUCCUCCAGAACUGCCACCUGGCUGCCUCCUUCAUGCCCAGACUGCAGGCCAUUGUGGACAGUUUUAACAAACCAGGUGCAGAUAUUGACCCCCAGUUCCGCCUGUGGCUGAGCUCCAAGCCUGACCCCUGCUUCCCCAUCACCAUCCUACAAACUGGGUUAAAGAUGACUGUAGAGCUGCCCCAGGGGCUAAAGGCAAACCUGCAGCGGUCCUUUGGUAGUGGAGGAUCAGGGAUUGUUACUGACCAGCUUUAUGAGGAUGCCAAGCUGGGCCCGUCCUGGAAGAACCUCCUGUUUGGGCUGUGCAUGUUCAAUGCUGUGGUGCACGAGAGGAAGAAAUAUGGUCCACUGGGCUACAACAUUCCAUAUGCCUUCACUUCCUCAGACUUGGAGGUUUCCCUGCAGAUGCUGCAGGCACUGAUGGUGGAGGAGGAUGGGACGGUCCCCUGGUCAGCCCUGCUGUAUCUGACAGGAGAGGUUGUGUAUGGAGGCAGGGUGACCGAUGCGUGGGACAGAAGGUGCCUGCACAGCAUCCUACAGAGGUUUCUGUGCCCAGAGGCCCUGAACCCUGGGUACUCAUAUUCAUCUGAUGGGUUAUACCAACCAUUGCCAACUUCCUACUCACUAGCUGAGUCCCGAGCAUACAUAGAUGCCCUCCCCAAUUCAGACUCUCCUGACAUCUUUGGCAUGCACGAGAACGCAGAGAAUGCCUUCCUCCGGAGCCAGGCUUCAGAACUGAUUGAGACCAUUAUCAGUGUCCAGCCAAGGCUGACGGCUACCGGUGUUAUAGGAUCUGGGAAGAGUAGUGAUGAGAUUGUGCUUGAGGUGAUCUCAGACAUCUCACAACACCUGCCUGAGACAGUGGAGCAGGAUGAGCCUGGUACAGCCCGGGACAGAGAUGCCGGGUCGGUGGGACGUACCACUCUCAACACCAUGUUUGCCAGUAACCAGGCUGCCAUGAGGAAAAAGAGCCUGGAGAAACAGGCCAAGGGGGAGAAGGUUGGACAGGAAGACCCUGAUGACCUGAGUAACUCAGCGCUGGUGACUGUCCUGAGACAGGAGAUAGACAGGUACAACAGGCUGCUGGCAGUGGUGCACUCCUCCCUCAGGUCUCUUACCCUGGCUGUCAAGGGAGAGGUGGUGAUGUCAGAACACCUGGAGGAGGCCUACAACUCCUUCCUGGUCCAGAGGGUGCCAGAGAAGUGGCAGGAGGCAGCGUAUGAGUCGUGCAAGCCGCUGGGCUCCUGGGUGAAGGACUUGGCUCAGCGGACAGACUUCUUCUCCACCUGGGCAGAGCUGGUCAUCGGCAACAUGGAGAAGAAGAUGGGCAUCAACCGGCCGGUCAGUAAACAGUCGCCGCUGUCCCUGGACCUGGGGGAGGGCGAGGUGACCAGGGAUGGACCACGCAGCUUCUGGCUCUCAGGAUUCUUCUUCCCACAAGGUUUCCUGACUGGGGUUCUGCAAAACCAUGCCAGGAAGACAGGCGUGUCGGUAGACUCCUUGACCUUUGACUUCCAUGUGAAGACAACAGGCCAUGACACUGAAGAAGCUCUGAAUGACACAAAACAGGGAAUCAGUGUCCUCAACUGGGCUUUCAAGCAGGGACAGCUGCCCCCGGAGGCAGGUGUGUUGGUGUUUGGGCUGUACCUGGAUGGUGCACGGUGGGACCCUCAGACAGAGAGUCUCCAGGACACAGUCACCAGCCAGCAGUACUCCAGACUACCAGAGAUACACUUCGACCCUGUUCAGGUAGCAGUAAGUCAGCUGGAGAGGGAGGCCAGUUCUGUUUCUGACAGCAGCACAGCAGCCACCACAGAGCCUGGGCAGGUGGCUCAGAAGAGGAUAUAUGAGUGCCCACUGUACAGGACAUCCAGGAGAGCAGGGAACCUGUCCUCAACUGGCCACUCCACUAACUUUGUCACAGCUGUCAACCUGCCAAGCAUGUCUGCAGCAGACCACUGGGUCACAAGGGGUGUCGCUAUGCUUUGUCAGCUGGAUGAUUGAGACUGUUUGUUGUAAAUCUGUCAUGAAUAUGUUCCUUGCGGAUUCUGAGUGUUCUAGUUUAAAUGUUUGCGUUCCAAGUUUGAUAUGAGAUUGAAAAAGAGAGAUGGCAAAAUUUUGCAACUUUUUUUUCAGCAUUUUCCAGGUUAGCAUAAAUGCAACAGCAUUCUAUGUUCCUUAUUGGAUGUUUUUGUUACUUCAGUGUGAAGUUUGGUUUAUAACAUUUCUCAGUGACACCAGUUGGUAUCCGUCCUAUGAGCCCUUCUAUCCUUCCAUAUACUAGUAUUAUGCUGUAUAGCUGUAUAUUAUAGUCUAUAAGAUGGACAUGAUUUUUGUACACAUGCUUUUUCAGAGAUUUUAUUUCCAGAAAUUGAAAAUUACAUCGAGUAAUUGUAAUAUGUUCAUGUUAAGGUAUUGUAAGCACCAGAUCUAUCAGUAAGUACAUAUUAUGUUGGCUAAACUGAAGGUCAAACAUACAUUGUAGUGAUGUGUUGUACAGUGUAUAGUGUAUUAAUUGGACUUAUAGUUAACCUGUUCUCACCUCAGCUAAACUUCAUGCCAUCCCAAACAGAUCUCAUGUUUUUACCAGAUUACCUGUGGCCUCUUUGAGAUGUUUUAACUUAUUGCACAAAAAUCAAAAUAUGCAAGUGUACUGAAAGGCUGCCUAAUGUGUAUAUAAUCUGCUUAUAGGGUCUGCUUAUGACUGGCUUAAAGUUAAAGUGUUUGCCAUGUGUACAUGUCUUUUAUGAUGCUAUUUGUACAUAUGUAUGUUUAUAGAUUGAGUGAAACAUAUUUUCAUUAAUACCUGUCUGUUAACUCUGCCUUUCUGGAUGAAA
Molecule: messenger RNA, 15970 nt
Organism: Branchiostoma belcheri (Belcher's lancelet)
Lineage: Eukaryota; Metazoa; Chordata; Leptocardii; Amphioxiformes; Branchiostomatidae
Product: dynein heavy chain 6, axonemal-like
Biological process (GO): microtubule-based movement
Cellular component (GO): dynein complex
Molecular function (GO): dynein light intermediate chain binding; minus-end-directed microtubule motor activity; dynein intermediate chain binding
Source: RefSeq, a predicted model, not a curated record